AUGAAGAAACAAGUCGUGUAUGGCAAGAGGCCUGCUCGUCGUACGAUCGAGCCAGUCCUCGCAUCCCCUUUCAAGCCUGCAAGAACCGACGUAAAGCAGCUCCUCAAUGUGUCUCACCUCGACGAGCCAGGCUCGGACUUCACGAGCUCGAAUGAGUUCAACAGCGAGCGAGAGAACGUGAUCUCACCCGUCGCACAUCUAGGAAGGCGUACAAGGCCCCAAAGCAGCGUUCAUAACAGCGUCACAGCUACUGAAGCCCCAAAACAAGUCAAGCGGCCGCGCAAACCUCGUGCGUCUGCGCCCGGCUGCAUCUCGCCUGUCAAGACGAACCUCACGAUCGAUCCUCUUCCUCGUAUGCAUGCUUCUAAAACGUGUUCACCACCAGAAUCACAGCAAAAGCCGCGCAAAGCAAAGCGGAGGCGACUAGAUGCUGAUCAAGAUAUGCUUGCCGCCGAAUCCGCAGCACUACUAGCCAGCUCUGCAGCGUUCCAAGAUACUGUCACUUCUCCUAAACUGCUGAAUCGUGCUCGACCAGGUCGGCUGCGAACAAUGGCGCGCACCGUCUCGGCGCCGCAGUUGACCUUGUCUGCUGCUUCAUCAGGUAGUCGGCCAGCGCGGUCAUUCCAGCGCACGCAAUCAAUUGCCACAGUAGCAUCAGAUGUCACUCUCGUCGCGGAAGCAUAUGACGAGGUAGCAGAGCGUGUCGAGCGAAAACGCAAGAACGGACAGGUACUCGACUUGCCUGCGACAGCAGCAAGCUCAAGCCAGACUCUGUUGCCCGACACCAGUCAGGCGAGCCGACCGGAUACAGGCCAGUCAAUGCCCUCCGAAUCGUGGAAUCUGAACAGAUUUGACGACAUCGUUUGGGUCGCUCUGUGCGCUCGCUCGAAGGAAAGCACGACUCAAACGUUCUGGUGGCCUGCAGAGUUCGUCAACCCAGUCAGAUCGGCAAGGCCUUUGCGCCUGCGGUUGAUUCACUUGCAAGCAGAGCCUGAUCUUCGUCUACCAUCGCUGGUGACGAUAGCAGAGCCAUCAAGCUCGAAUGUGCGUUCCUUCCGCACGCCGUUCGGUCCGCGCUUCUCCACUAGCACGUAUGUCGACAAAGUCUCAAAUACCGUCUGUGCGCUACAAGAGGCAACGAGAUUACCAUCUGAGCUCGCUUUCGCCCAGGCACUCAGUGCGGCACUUGACAGAGAUUCCGUUCUAAACGACGACUUGCCGGAUCCCGACUUUGCCCUAACGCAGGCAGCGGCUGCGCCCCGAUCGCCAAGGCGGUCAUCAUUGCCUCCUACAGCGCGUCUCGGCUCGAACAAUGAUCUUCCUGAUGCAGAGCAGGAGCCCCGUCUGAUAUUGAAACAUGAUCGAGGACCGGAUGACGAGCUAAGAAUACCGGGGGAGGCGGUAUACUGUCGAUGGAACAAGCACGUGUCCACGUGCUGGCCUGCUCGGGUUAUAAGCUAUCACCCUGCACCUAGCCAAUUGCUGCAAGUCGAACAACCCACACCUCAAGGUACCUAUGCGCUUCAGAGCCUCGACGGCAAAGUCGCUCGGUUUCGUAGAGAUCAGUUCUACACAAUUUAUGACGAUGGCUUCUUGACCUGCGAAGUCGGGCAAUACAGGCCCGAAUUGCAGCCUAUCGAUUGGCGGGAGGAAAUCGCCCAUUUCGCAGCUCAGCUCCGAGAUAUUGUCCGCGGCGCUUAUGCACCAACAAGACCAGAUCACGAUCGCUUUCUUAAUUUGGGUCACGUUGCGCGCCAACGGAUGGCAGAAGACCAACCGACUGGCAAGUAUGCGCCCAAGCAGAUCGAUCAGAUGAGACUGGAAUUGCGCAAGUGGCUCUCAGACGGAUCUGUCGAUCCGACUUUCGGAUGCGAGAGAUUUCGUUCACUCAAUGAAGGUGAACGCGACGACUACAUCGACGCUGUCUUCCGACCAGCCUUUGUGCGCAUACUGCUCAUUGAGACGGACAAGCUUGAAGAGAGAGCCAGAGAGGAAUUAGGAAACAAUGCAAGCUUAGACGAAAUCAGGAUAGCAGCACACGAGCAAGCGCGUGCCCAACUGGAAGACGACUUCUGGUCUGACGAGCUCAUGUCGACUCGCGAGCAGCUUCUCAUGAUGCGCCACACGAUUCGAGCACAUUGA
This is a messenger RNA of Mixia osmundae IAM 14324, 2142 nucleotides long. RefSeq lists its product as uncharacterized. The transcript has 3 exons. The record is from RefSeq and is a predicted model, not a curated record. NCBI's taxonomy places the organism in Eukaryota, Fungi, Basidiomycota, Mixiomycetes, Mixiales, Mixiaceae. The coding region runs from base 1 to 2142 and encodes 713 amino acids.